UUUAAAUCGGGAAGAAUUUCUUACUUUUCAGGAUGCAGUAGACGAGAUGAGAACUAGAGUUUAUGAUUCGAGAUCCCUCGAACAGGAUGCAGUAGACGAGAUGAGAACUAGAGUUGAUGAUUCGAGAUCCCUCGAACAGGUACCAAACUCAAUUACUUCACAAAGGAAUUGAGUUUUUGAAUUUUGUUCAGGAUGCAGUAGACGAGAUGAGAACUAGAGUUGAUGAUUCGAGAUCCCUCGAACAGGUACCAAACUCAAUUACUUCACAAAGGAAUUGAGUUUUUGAAUUUUGUUCAGGAUGCAGUAGACGAGAUGAGAACUAGAGUUGAUGAUUCGAGAUCCCUCGAACAGGUACCAAACUCAAUUACUUCACAAAGGAAUUGAGUUUUUGAAUUUUGUUCAGGAUGCAGUAGACGAGAUGAGAACUAGAGUUGAUGAUUCGAGAUCCCUCGAACAGCAGGGUGAGGAAGAUUCCACGCUGAAAACUCCUGUUAGACCAAAUAAGAACGAAUUGGCGGAAUUCAAAGAAAAACUAGACUACGAGAAUAAAACAUCUAGAUUUCAGAACGAGUUUAUUUUGGAUAUGCAGAAGCACCGACAUACUUUGAGAGUGCGAGAGGAUAUAGAGGAGGUGGUGAACAAUGAGGAAAACUUGGCGGAGUUCAGUUUUCAACAACUUUUUAUAAAAAUGGCUAAAAAGCAGGGAACGAUUUUUGUGGAGGGAACUGAGGAGCGAAUCAAUGACUCCGAUAUUGAUAAAGCUGUGAAGACUUACACCAAGGCAUUUCCUGUCCAAGCUCGACUAGACGAGGUGUGUAGGAAAGAGGAUGUCUACAGCAAGUGGCGUCAGAUCCUUUAAAGGGACUGUACACGUAAUUUUAAGUGACCCUCAAUUUGUCUGAUUCAUAAUGACACCCUUCACACCUUCAUGUGAGCUGAGCUGAAAACUUUAGAAUGAGAUAUCCUUAAUCCUGGUCGCCUAAUCUCAGUUUCCAAUGUACACACUUUUGAU
Messenger RNA from Eurytemora carolleeae, 1012 nucleotides. RefSeq lists its product as uncharacterized. Lineage: Eukaryota; Metazoa; Arthropoda; Copepoda; Calanoida; Temoridae. The transcript has 9 exons. The coding region runs from base 329 to 859 and encodes 176 amino acids. The record is from RefSeq and is a predicted model, not a curated record.